CUUAGGCCGCAGGCGCGCUGUGCUCCUGAGGGUCAGUAUGUGGCUUGUGUCCCGCCAGCUGUGUGUGCACGUUGCAAGGCGGAAUAAGCUCUUAGGAACUUGGAACAGGCCUGCCGCCUUCAUGUCCACCUUGCUCAUCAAUCAGCCCCAGUAUGCUUGGCUGAAGGAGCUGGGGCUCCGCGAGGAGAACGAGGGCGUGUAUAAUGGAAGCUGGGGCGGCCGGGGAGAGGUUAUCACAACCUAUUGUCCUGCUAACAAUGAGCCAAUAGCAAGAGUCCGACAGGCUAGCAUGGCUGACUACGAAGAAACUGUGAAGAAAGCCAGAGAAGCAUGGAGAAUCUGGGCAGAUGUUCCUGCUCCAAAGCGAGGAGAAGUAGUGAGACAGAUUGGUGAUGCCUUGCGAGAGAAGAUUCAAGUACUAGGAAACUUGGUGUCUUUGGAGAUGGGGAAAAUCCUAGUAGAAGGUGUGGGAGAAGUUCAAGAGUAUGUGGAUAUUUGCGAUUAUGCUGUUGGCUUGUCACGGAUGAUCGGGGGACCCAUUCUGCCUUCUGAACGACCUGGCCAUGCGCUCAUCGAACAGUGGAAUCCUGUGGGCCUGGUUGGCAUCAUCACUGCCUUCAACUUCCCGGUGGCGGUGUACGGCUGGAACAACGCCAUCGCCAUGAUCUGCGGGAAUGUCUGCCUUUGGAAAGGAGCUCCGACAACUUCCCUCAUUAGUGUUGCUGUCACAAAGAUAAUAGCCAAGGUUCUGGAGGACAACAAGCUGCCUGGUGCAAUUUGUUCCAUGACUUGCGGUGGAGCGGACAUCGGCACUGCAAUGGCCAAAGAUGAGCGAGUGAGCCUGCUGUCCUUCACUGGGAGCACUCAGGUGGGAAAACAGGUGGCCCUUAUGGUGCAGGAGAGGUUUGGGAGAAGUUUGUUAGAACUUGGAGGAAAUAAUGCCAUUAUUGCCUUUGAUGAUGCGGACCUCAGCCUAGUCGUUCCUUCAGCUCUCUUCGCCUCCGUGGGGACAGCCGGCCAGAGGUGUACCACUGCGAGGCGCCUGUUUUUACAUGAAAGCAUCCACGAUGAAGUUGUAAAUAGACUGAAAAAGGCCUAUGCGCAGGUCCGGGUCGGGAACCCAUGGGACUCUAAUGUUCUCUAUGGGCCACUACACACCAAACAGGCAGUGAGCAUGUUCCUUGGAGCAGUGGAGGCAGCAAAGAAAGAAGGAGGCACAGUGGUCUAUGGCGGCAAGGUUAUGGAUCGCCCUGGAAAUUAUGUAGAACCGACAAUUGUGACAGGUCUUGCCCACGACGCAUCCAUUGCACACACAGAGACUUUUGCUCCAAUUCUUUAUGUCUUUAAAUUCACGAAUGAAGACGAAGUCUUUGCGUGGAAUAAUGAAGUAAAACAGGGACUUUCAAGUAGCAUCUUUACCAAGGACUUGGGCAGAAUCUUCCGCUGGCUUGGACCAAAAGGAUCGGAUUGUGGCAUCGUAAACGUCAAUAUUCCAACGAGCGGGGCUGAGAUCGGAGGUGCCUUCGGGGGAGAAAAGCACACCGGCGGUGGGCGGGAGUCGGGCAGCGACGCCUGGAAGCAGUACAUGAGAAGAUCUACGUGUACCAUCAACUACAGUAAGGACCUUCCUCUGGCCCAAGGAAUCAAGUUUCAGUAAAGGUGUUUUAAAUUGACAUUACUUCAAGUCUUUUAGGUUUUCUUGCAUCUCUUUCUUCUGAAGAAGACAGAAAAUUAAGAUUUGCCCUGAAUAAAUGCAUCAUUUGGAGUAUGACAGUGGCUAAUCCUUUAUGUCCCCAAGGUCCUGACUAAAUCAAGAGACUUAUUUUUAAAAAGUAAAAGUUGUCAUAUGGUAUAGCCAUAUUUAGUAAAAGAUAGAAAAAUGCAUUUUUAUGUUACAAGUAGUUACUAAUUUUCUUGAAGUUUAUAAUUAUUUUAUAAUUUAGACAAAAUACUUACAUGCUAUGCUAGGAAUUUGGAAAAACACAGAACCUAACGGAGAGGAAAAUAGAAGUCUUCUCAGUAGAUGCAGGAACAUCUCCUGAGCAAGUAACAAAUUCUCCGGUGAGAGUUGAUUCACACUGCCCUCUUCCAGCCUGUGUUGGGGAGGGUCUGGUUGACAGGGAGUACAUCCCUUCUAUGGAGGGGGCCAUACAGCACAUCAUCUGUGGAAUGCCUCUCUCUGUUAAAUAUGACUAAGGUAUUCGUCACUAUUACGACUUUUCCUGCCCAUGAUGGCUUGUGUCACCCACAGAAGAAAUUUGUGGGGUGGAUGUAGAUACCACUCCUGCCAUAGCACCUGCACCUGCCAUGCACUCUGCCUGUGUAGCUUCAGUAGAAAGAGUCUCUGGAUUUCUCACGCAGCCUUCAACCGUUUGUUUAGCUGGUAGGCUUCUGCAGUUGCCCUUGGGUUUGUUCUUGGAGGAUAGCCACAGUGUGUGGCAGCAUGUGUCUGUCAGACUGAAGUCAGCAGAGGUCGCUGUCUCUGCUGAGAGUCUGCUUCUUUCCUUGAGGAGCUGCCCAGCAGCCUUUGGAGUGGGUCCACCCAGGGGCCCUGAGGAACUCGGACUGACCCAUGCAGCCCUCCUCUUCCUGGCAGUCUGCGCUCCCCCGAUGGGCAGGCACCAGCUGGACUCCUGUCAGAUUGGACUGGGGCAGAAGCUUUGAAGAUGACAUUUGUAGAUGACCUAAUGCAUCAGGAUGUAUGGAGAGAUUUUCACAACUGGCAGAGUUUGGGGGUUGUGAUAGAGAAGCAAGCAAAUGAAAAAAACUAAGCAAUUACAAAUUUAUCAGGGAAAGAGAGGUCCCGUGUUCCAUGGCCCAGUGUGACUAGUGGUCACCUGGGUGUGUAGUUGUCAGCCUUGAAUGUUCAUCAGGCCGAAGGCUGAUGAUGAGCCUUCUGAGAGCAUGCUGGCAGGAAGAAGGCAGGGGUGAGGGUAGGUUAGAAAGGCGACAGUUCCUUAUGUUCUGUAGUGGAGAGUCUGUAAUACCUAAAUUCAAAGUAGCAACCUGGGCUUAUAAAGAUAGGCAAAUUCCAAAUCAUUGCUUCAGGGGAGGGCAAGGGGGGUGGGGCAUGGAGACAGGGCACAUUGCUGCUUCUCAUAACUAGUCCUGUAGAGCUAUUUGAGUGUUGAAUGAAGAGGCUGUAUAAUUUUGAUUAAAAAUUUAAACCAAGGAAAAGGAAAUGAUGUUGGAAAACCCCGCAUCUCCAGACGCCCUUCGCUCCAUCCUGCUCCCCCAGGCACAGGCAUGCACACCCGGGACCCUGUUUCCAAUGUCUCGUGAAAUGAUCUCGUGAUCAUUUCCUUCCAUUUUUUUAAGAGUUUGAAACAGACUAUAUUAUCUUAUAUUAAUACACAUAUACUUUUUAAUAUAAGUGGUUGCUUAAGAAAAUCAUGCAAAUUGGACAUUUACUCUAAAAAUCUUACUGUGGCUUUUCUUUGUAAGUUGCAAUGCUAAGUGUUCCAUCUCUGUCUCGCUUGGUCACUAUGAUACUGUCUGAAGAAAGGGAAGCAUUGUUUAAAACAUUUUAGGAAUCAUGUUAAUAGGCUGUUUUUGUGAAAUUUGCAAGAUUAUUUUUGAUUGAAAUCUUUUUAUAUCUUGUUUUCCCCCCAGUGUAUUAUUUUUAAACAAGUGUUCCAAAACACAAGCUGUAUCAGUGAUUGUUUUAAUUAAACGUUUUUUCAUUUAUAAUUUCCCUGCAGUUGGGCAUUUAAGGAGACUCCCCGACAUUGCGUCCAAUGUGGGGAAACCACCAGUACAUGGGGUACAGCAGGGACUGGCAGCUCUGCUCUUAGGCGUAGAAGUCAAGUCACACUGUCUCUGAAAGCUUUCUUUGAAACUAAUUGAUAACUUUUAUACACGUUCCUAGCAACAACUUGGAUUUUUUUUGUCAUAAUGUUUAUUAAAAAAUAAUUGCCUUUAAA
Messenger RNA from Phyllostomus hastatus (greater spear-nosed bat), 3923 nucleotides. It is a transcript of the gene ALDH7A1, whose product is annotated as aldehyde dehydrogenase 7 family member A1. NCBI's taxonomy places the organism in Eukaryota, Metazoa, Chordata, Mammalia, Chiroptera, Phyllostomidae. The transcript is spliced from 18 exons. The record is from RefSeq and is a predicted model, not a curated record. The coding region runs from base 38 to 1657 and encodes 539 amino acids. Gene Ontology annotation, molecular function: aldehyde dehydrogenase (NAD+) activity.